Gongylonema pulchrum is the source of this 681-nucleotide messenger RNA. Lineage: Eukaryota; Metazoa; Nematoda; Chromadorea; Rhabditida; Gongylonematidae. The record is from the annotation of a GenBank genome assembly.
AUGGCCCCCAGAUGUUCCGAGAAGCAGCGCCGGUCCUUUGUGACGACGCCAGACUUCCUUGAUUGCGAUACCCCGGCUUUGACUGGGCCUUGUUUGUUACUCCCGCAGGUCUGCAUGUUUGAUCGAGGAGGUGUGGCUUUGGUUUCAGUCGAAUCCGGAUUCCGUCAUAAGGGUGGUGCUCAUGCAGCGCCUAUGCGUCGCGAACUGCCUGAAAUCGACUGCAUUCCGGCCGCUGCUCGCAAAAGGAUCUCCAGGCGACAUGACCCUAAGACAUUGUUCGCUUCACACCUCGCCAAGGAUGAUCACAACAGCGCCCCUCGCGUCGCAGCCACACCGCUUGGAUGUAACAGUAGAAUGGAAGAAGUGGUAAAUAACGAGAAUGAUGUAAUCUUCGUUUAUAGUUGCAAAAAAACUACAACAUCACGCGGCGCAAACAAUGCUCGUUCGAACACAGCUUUCCUCGAGAAGAUCCAUAUUCUCCAAGCCAGUGGCUAUAUGAUAGCACCGGAGGCAGUGAAGCUAGCCGCAUUCUUAAUUACUGCAAUAAUUAAAGAGGGAACGGAACGGACGCACUGGCUUCUCAAUCUGUGGAAGAAGGGGCAGCACUUGGAGAGAGGUGCAAACGAAGCGGCAGCGGAAAGGGUGGAUGGAAAAAACGUUUUGUUUUCAGGCGCACGAUAA